Drosophila obscura is the source of this 1766-nucleotide messenger RNA. RefSeq names its product putative polypeptide N-acetylgalactosaminyltransferase 13. Lineage: Eukaryota; Metazoa; Arthropoda; Insecta; Diptera; Drosophilidae. Gene Ontology annotation, cellular component: Golgi apparatus. The record is from RefSeq and is a predicted model, not a curated record. The coding region runs from base 29 to 1765 and encodes 578 amino acids. The transcript has 7 exons.
GGCAUCGCUUUAGUUCUCCCUGCAGGCCAUGUCCGGCUGCAUGCCCCUUCAGCGACUGCACUUGUGCAUGAUCUGUGCCCUGUGCUUUGUUGUCUGCCAAUUUGUGUUCCUGCUAGUUCUGCUGCAGAGGGAAACCUUCACGGGCAGACUGCUGCUGUUUGACGGGGGGGAUCAUGGCAAAGGCAAAGACGAAAGACGUCUGUUCGGAUGGCGAGAGUUCAUUUCGCACACACCAGAACAAUCGGCGGCGUUUUACCAGUACAAUCUGCAGCUGAGUGAUAGAGUGGGUGCAGUACGAUGGCUGCCCAGAACUCGACAUGAGAGCUGUGAUUCGCAGCGCACCUACAGCCUGCCGCACGCCUCUCGCGCCAAGGUGAGCGUCGUAAUCAGCUUCCACAACGAGGCCCGUUCCAUGCUCCUUAGAACGAUCAUAUCCCUGAUCAGCCGCACGCCAGAGGACUAUCUGCACGAGCUUAUCCUCAUAGACGAUGCAAGUCAAGAUGUUUCCCUGCUGGACGACCUCAAGAAGCUGAUGGCCAAAGUGUAUGCCACCCGGGGUCGCCUGACGCUCAUUUGCCUGCGCAAUGUGCGGCGACAGGGGCUGAUUUGGUCACGCAACAGGGGAGCCGAGGCGGCCACUGGCCACUUCCUGCUCUUUCUGGACAGUCAUUGCGAGGUGAACGAGGCCUGGCUGGAGCCCCUGCUGGAUCGACUGGCGCUGAACGCGACGCUGGCGGUCAGCCCGCUGCUGGACCCCAUUGACCCCACAACCUUGAGGUACAGCAAGGGCAACGAGCUGCUCAAGGGUGGCUUCGACUGGAGCCUGCACUUCCACUGGCUGAAGCGCGAGCUGUCGGCGAAGGAGGCCCCCGAGCAGCCGUACCCGAGUCCGGCCUUUGCCGGGGGCGUUCUGAUGAUCUCACGCGACUGGUUCCUUAAGCUGCGUGGCUUCAACUCCCGCCUGAAGAUCUGGGGCGGCGAAUCCAUCGAGCUAGCCAUUAAAUUGUGGCUUUGCGGUGGACAAAUUGAGAUCGUGCCCUGCAGUCGAAUCGGACACAUCUUUCGCCCUCGACAUGCCUUCGACUUUCCGCCGCAGUUUGACCACGAGUCGAGCGCCGCCCUGGCCACCUAUCUACACAACUCAAAAAUCAUAGCCGAGUCCUGGCUGGACGAGUAUAAAAAUAUGUUCUACGUACUCAAGCCGGCGGCCAGGCAGAUUCCAUUGCUCCCCACCGACCAGGAGGAGGACCACCCCACCCGACAGCUGAAGCUGGAGCUCCAGUGUCAUCGCUUCGAUUGGUAUCUGCGGCAUGUGAGCCCCGAACUAAAGGCGCACUUCAACGAGCUCGCUGCGAUGGGCACCCUGAAGAAUGGGCACCGCUGUCUGCAUGCCCGACGCACGGACACAGACAUGGACACGGACAGUGAAGUGAAGCUGCCAGUGAUCCUGGACAGCUGCUACCUCAACGACAUCACCCACUGGAGACUGCUGCGCCAAAGCGGGCAGCUCAGCACUGCAACAGAACGCUGCCUCGGAGUGGAGGAGAACUCACAGCCCCCUCGACUCACCCUGAAUGCCUGCAGCAGGCACAAGACCCGAAAGAAGGCACAGCGCUGGCUGCGACGUGGCACACAGCUGGUGCACAACGAGACGCAUCUCUGCCUGGAUAAUCCGCUCAAGAAUCAAUUGGUGCUGAGCCCUUGCCGGUCCCUGGCAGCUUCCCAGUCGUUUCAAUUUGCAUUGGAAAUAGAGAAGCAAACAUAAA